AUGGUCCCCGCCCCGUGGCAUUUCCCCGACGACGCGGAAGACACUUGGACGAGGCAGCCCUGGGUCCGUGUGCCGCCUGGGGGUGCCAAGGCUGGGCACACGCGUGGUGCUCGCUUGUACACUGUGUGCGCUUGUGGCCAUUGGACGUGGAAUGACCUCCUGGCCAAGCGGCGCAACCUCUGUGUCGGAUGUCAGUCCCAGUGUCACCCUCCCAGCCCCUCUGGCGUCGGCGGCCAGAUGCUGUCGUACGCAGGCGCCGAUGAAUCAGGAUGGGGUGAUGGUGGCGGCAAGUCCAAGGGGCGCCGGCGCAAAGGUGCGCAGGCGCUGCAGCAGCAGAAUGGGACCUCUGAAGCCAUCCCUCCUCGAGCUCUUGCGGCUGUCAAGGAAGCUGCCUCGCACCUUGCGCCUGAAAUGGCACAGAAGUUGCUCUCCCAGUUCGUGCCCGAGCCGCCGCCCCAGCCCCGGGCGACGCCUCAGGCCGAGUGGCAGCGAGCCUCGCAGGCCAAGAAGGCCUCCCAGGAGAAGCUCGACAAGGCCCUGGCCCGCCGUGCGGUACUCGACAACCAGGCCAGUGACCUCGACAAGCUCCCGGACGAUCUCAUGGCCAAGGACAUGGAGAACGCUGAUACUCUUGAGCGAGCCACUCGUACGUCGGCCGUCGGUGUGCUUAAGGAUGUUGAGCCUACUCCCGUCAAGAAUGUCAUUUCCCUCGAUGACCUUUUCAAGGGCUCAGCUGAGGAGAUCAAGCUCGAUUUUGGGGAGGAGCUGGGCGUCUCGGGGCCGGCUUUCUCGGCUGAGGACCGCGAGGGCUUUGAACAGUUCAAGGUUGAGCAGUCGCAGCAGGUCAAGUCCCUCCUGCAUGAGGCGCUCAAGAGCGUUAAGUCCCAAUGCAAGGAGCACCAGCAGGAGUGCCAGAAGCGCAUGGGUGAGCUGCGUAAGAAGCGCAAGACUAUGGAUGGGCCAGUUGGCGCUGCAGCUCCACCAGUUGCGGCUAGCCAGGGUGCAGCUUCAUCCCAGGUGCCUGCGGCUGAGGAGGCGAAGGCUGUGCCCAUCGGUGCUGCCACCUCAGCCGAGCCGACCGACAAGGAGAAGGGGAUCGCGAAGGCGCACUCUGACACCAUCGCACGGGCCAAGGCGGCUGCGGCUCGGGCCAAGAUCGGCCUCUUCUGUUUCUUUCUCUUCGGCACCGUCCGCUUCGACGGCUGGCGGCUCUUUACCCUCGCCCCCGCUUGUGGUGAGUUUGGUCGUAUCAUCCGCAUAGAAGUGCCGGAUGGCAAGUCGGUGGCGUUCGUGGAGUUCGAAGAGAAGCGCGACGCCAGCGACGCCAUCCAGGACAUGGAGGGCAGAGCCAUCGAGGGGAGGCGGAUCGGCUGCCGCCUGGUGGAGGACCUGCCGCCCAAGCUCGACCGCGGCGCGCCGAAGCACGAGGACGUGGUCCAUGCUCCGGCCCGCGGGCGGGCGGGAGCGCCCGCCGCAGCGGCGGGGAGGCGACCGGGUCCUCCUGCGGGUGGCAGGGACUCGCGGGUUCCAGGCCCAGGCAAGAGGAGCCGCAGCCGCAGGAGAAGCCAGGGCCGGCGGAGCCGGAGCGGGAGGCGGAGCCGCAGCAGGGGGGAGAGCAGACGAAGUCGAAGCAGGAGGAGAUAG
Molecule: messenger RNA, 1644 nt
Organism: Prorocentrum cordatum
Lineage: Eukaryota; Dinophyceae; Prorocentrales; Prorocentraceae
Source: the annotation of a GenBank genome assembly